AAAGAAGAGUUUUGUGUAAGCUUGAAAGCUUGUCUCUCUCACUCACGGAAGUUGGUUCAAUAAAAGAUAUUACUUCACCCACCUUCUGGCGGUUUUGGUCUCUUGGGCUCAGUUUACUGAUAAUUUGAGUGUCUCUAAUGUCAAUAUCCAUUUCAGCACAGUUCAGUUAUAAGAUUUUUAUUAAUUAAACCUGCUCUAAUGGCUUGCACAAAGUUCCUAUAAAGAUUCAUAUCCUGUAAAGGAGCUGAUUGGAAAAACUCUUAGCAUUAUCCAAUUACUGGGCUCAUUUAUGCAUCGACUAAUGGCCUCUUGCCUACCCUUGUUGCCCGAUGAAUCAAUGAUUGCUUCUUGCCUACAGUAACUACAUCUAUUUUGUCUACGAUUUAUUUUGUGUUUCCAGUGCUCUCUGUUUAUGACAAUAUGAACAGCUGAAAAGGGGGCAGCAUAUCAUUGCUAAUGGGAUCUCCAUGGUGCAGAACUGUUCUCCAGGGUCCUGCCGUCUGCCUUAUACAAGGAUUUUAUACAUCGGAAGAUUGGAGCUGACUGUAUUUCCCAUGCCUGUGCAAUCCUAGCAGCUGAGCUUGUCACCAGCAGUCUCUGUUCAUAACGCCAUGGGGAGCACAUUCGCUCUAUUUCUAGCUGCUGCUGCUGUUUUCUUUUUCUUUAAAGGUUGCAGUUGUUCAGAAGCGGAGCACAGAUUGUUUGCAGCCUUGUUUGCUAACUACAGUCAGUUUAUCAGACCAGUGGAGAACGUGUCAGACCCUGCCAUCAUUCAGUUUGAGGUAUCCAUGUCACAGCUGGUGAAGGUGGAUGAAGUGAACCAGAUAAUGGAGACCAAUUUGUGGCUGAAACAUAUCUGGAAUGAUUACAAACUUAAGUGGAAUCCAGAGGAAUAUGGAGGUGCUGAGUUUAUUCGAGUUCCAGCUGAUAGGAUCUGGAAGCCAGACAUUGUCUUAUAUAACAAUGCAGUUGGGGACUUCCAAGCUGAUGACAAGACAAAGGCCUUUUUGAAAUACACAGGAGAAGUGACCUGGAUACCUCCAGCUAUUUUUAAAAGUUCAUGUAAAAUAGAUGUGACCUACUUUCCAUUUGACUAUCAAAACUGCACCAUGAAGUUUGGUUCCUGGUCUUACGAUAAAGCUAAAAUUGACUUAGUUUUAAUUGGCUCUACAAUGAACCUCAAAGACUACUGGGAGAGUGGAGAAUGGGCUAUUAUUAAAGCUCCUGGAUAUAAACAUGACAUUAAGUACAACUGUUGUGAAGAGAUAUAUCCAGAUAUCACCUAUUCUCUUUAUAUUAGGCGCCUGCCUUUAUUUUAUACCAUCAACAUGAUUAUCCCAUGUCUGUUGAUUUCUUUCUUAACUGUUUUGGUGUUCUACUUGCCUUCAGACUGUGGUGAGAAGGUGACACUAUGCAUAUCAGUCCUUUUAUCCUUAACUGUAUUUCUCCUAGUGAUCACAGAGACCAUCCCCUCUACCUCUUUGGUGAUCCCACUUAUUGGAGAAUACCUCCUCUUCACCAUGAUAUUUGUAACUCUUUCCAUUGUCAUUACUGUGUUUGUACUUAAUGUGCAUUAUAGAACACCCAAGACACACACAAUGCCUGAGUGGGUGAAGACCAUUUUCUUGAACUUACUUCCCAAGAUCAUGUUUAUGACUAGGCCUGCCAGUGAUGAAGAGAAUAAUCAGAAGCCAAAGCCACUUUACAGUGCUAAGCUCUCAGACUUAAAUUGCUUCAGCAGCUCUGAAACCAAAUGCUGCAAAGAUGGCUUCAUAUGUCAAGAUAUAACAUGCAGCUGUUGUCGGUGUCAACGAAUAAAGUUUUCUGACUUCAGUGGCAAUCUUACAAUGAGUACAAGCUAUGAAUCGGUAGAUGCUCUGCUUUCGUUUUCAGUUUUGUCACCAGAAAUGAGAGAUGCCAUUGAAAGUGUCAAAUACAUUGCAGAGAAUAUGAAAAUGCAGAAUGAAGCCAAAGAGAUUCAGGAUGAUUGGAAGUAUGUUGCCAUGGUAAUUGAUCGCAUUUUUCUGUGGGUUUUUAUUCUGGUAUGUAUUCUAGGAACAGCGGGAUUGUUCUUACAACCAUUGAUGGCUGGAGAUGAAAUGUAGGAAUUCAAAAUACUCUGUUGUAAAAGAAAUUUGUUUGCUGACCAAACAUUUUAUGCUCUUUUUUGUUACUUUAGCUGCUUCUGUAUAUACUGUUUUAUUAGUAGAAUAAAAGAUGUCUGUAGACUCAUUAAGCUUCACCCAGCAAAGCUUCAUUAUAAAUGUGAAAAGCUUUAACUGAUUUUAAAAUGUAAUGACAGCCAAUCUGAAGGUAAUAUUCUCCAGACUAUUGCCAGAUAUCCCUUACAAGAGCUGGAGAAAAUGCAGGUAGCGUAUAAAAAUUCACAGAAGUGUUUGUUAAAAAGCAUUUAUGAUAUAGACAUGUCCAACAGAAAUUGGAAAUCACAGCAUUUCCACAGGAAUGUUUAGAGGACUGACAGAAGGCUGAAGAAUUUAGGUAACCUGACCUACUUCUAACACUCAUAUCCAGUGCUAUAUCCUCCAGGAUGCGACAUGCUUCAGUACAAUUCUUCUGGGAGCAAGAUCACAAAUAGCGCCAUAAAGCCACUCCAGUAUAUAGCCAUUUAGAAACUGUAGCUCUUGAAUUGCUAUACUAAUAUGCAACUUGUUGGUAUAUGAUAUACCCAUUAUUAUGCCAGGUUUUGAGGGGAACAAGUAGUGGGUAAGUUACUUUAGAACAAGGCCAACUCAUUUAUAGCUGGAUAAUAUGUUAAAAUAGCAAAGUGCCCAUUGCAUGAUUCUGCUCACCUCCCAUUUUGGAAAUGAAACAAAAUUGCUAGCAAAAUGUCAAGUUAUUCAGACCUAAUAAUAUCAUUACUUACACACACACACACACACACACACACACACACACCCCAGAGGAGACAAACAGCUCACAUGAAGAAAUUAAGAUAUUACAGGAUAGUUUUGUUUCACAUGCUAUAGACAAGUACUUUAAUAAAAGGUGGGUAGAUAUAAAAUUUUCCUGUGAAGUGUAGUAGAACUGCUUCUCAUACAUACAUCCCAUAUGUUUUUACCAAUAACUGUAGAUAUACUUAAACAGGAGCAUGAAGAUAAAUAUAGUGCACUAAAAGGGUUGGGAAGGCGCUUGGUAAAAAUGUGAAUUGUUCUCUCUGUGCAAAAUUGGAAAUUUCAUGGAAAUGUGGAAGUAGUUAUAUAAAAUUUUUGAAAAAUAAACAGAAUUAUGUAGUU
Molecule: messenger RNA, 3254 nt
Organism: Dermochelys coriacea (leatherback sea turtle)
Lineage: Eukaryota; Metazoa; Chordata; Testudines; Dermochelyidae
Gene: CHRNA3
Product: cholinergic receptor nicotinic alpha 3 subunit
Exons: 7
Coding region: 612-2105 (497 amino acids)
Biological process (GO): regulation of membrane potential; monoatomic ion transmembrane transport; chemical synaptic transmission
Cellular component (GO): neuron projection; synapse; postsynaptic membrane
Molecular function (GO): acetylcholine-gated monoatomic cation-selective channel activity; transmembrane signaling receptor activity
Source: RefSeq, a predicted model, not a curated record